GCUUUGUAUAAAAGCUGAGACAUCGGAGGGUUGAGCAUCAGUCAACGCCAACGGUUAACGUCGACACCCGGCUCAACUAACGAAGAAAACAUCCAGAUCAUCAUGAAAGUCCUGUUCAUAAUCGUACUCGUCGCGGUAGCUGCUUCUGCUAGCCCCGAACGUCAACGUCGUUCUCUUGGAUGGGGUUGGGGAGGAUGGGGUCACGACGGAGCCGUUGUUAUUGGUGGUCAUGGACACGGAAUUGCGCUUGCUGGUCCUCUUGCGCCUGCUGCUGCAGUGAUCGGGCCCGUAUCUCCUUCCGUUGCUGUCCUUGGACCCGCCGCUCAUAGUGCAGCUGUUGUUGGCCCUAGUGCAGGAUCAGCUGCUGUCGUUGGACCGGCUGCUGGAAGCGCAGUCGUCGCUGGACCAUCCGGUUCAAUUGUCGCGGGCUCAGGACUCGCUGGUCACGGGGCUGUCGUUUCUACUGGCAGUCUCCUCGGUGCUCAUGGAAUCUGGUAAACGACCCGGUCGACCAGUGAAGAGCGUCGAGAUUCUGCAAACAAUUAGCUGGACCCUCAAAACAACGUUCUAGCUCAUCUUGCCUGAUCACUAAUCGAAUUGAAUUUUGUUUAUUUUUGUACAUUAUCCGGAGUAAAUACCAUAUAGUUAACUACCGUUUGAUCAAAUGUGUGUAAACACUGCCAACAAUCAAGUGUCAAAAUAAUAAUACAUAUUUUCAAAGACUA
Venturia canescens is the source of this 725-nucleotide messenger RNA. RefSeq lists its product as uncharacterized. The coding region runs from base 103 to 498 and encodes 131 amino acids. Lineage: Eukaryota; Metazoa; Arthropoda; Insecta; Hymenoptera; Ichneumonidae. The transcript has 3 exons. The record is from RefSeq and is a predicted model, not a curated record.